This is a messenger RNA of Manihot esculenta (cassava), 1709 nucleotides long. RefSeq names its product probable sodium/metabolite cotransporter BASS1, chloroplastic. The coding region runs from base 158 to 1390 and encodes 410 amino acids. The record is from RefSeq and is a predicted model, not a curated record. The transcript is spliced from 7 exons. Gene Ontology annotation, cellular component: membrane. NCBI's taxonomy places the organism in Eukaryota, Viridiplantae, Streptophyta, Magnoliopsida, Malpighiales, Euphorbiaceae.
AUGCAGAUACCAAAACUAAAAAAUCUCAUUUACACAAGUUGCAUCAAGUCAACCCUCUAUUCUUGGUCAAGCCUAAAAAAUCUAUGCGACUUCGACCUCUGCUAGCUCUCACUCUCGCACUCUUCACUUCAGCUUUCAUAGCCAACUGAUCCAAGCAAUGUCUCUCUCGCUCAUUCUCAGUCCCUUCUUGGCACCCCCUCAAAAAGCCCACUUCAUCAACUUCCCUCUCGCUAGACAUGAACAAAGAUUUAACGUUUCUUUUCCAUCAAAAUUCAGGACUCUAACCACUGUAGUUAGAUCAGUUCACGAUGAUUCUAGUCAUCUACCUGUGACUCCAGCAAAACCCAGAUGGGAAAAUGUGUUGUCCACUGCAGCCAGCUUGUAUCCUCUCUAUGUGACUGUAGGAGGGGUUGUUGCUUGCCUGAAGCCCUCUACUUUUGCUUGGUUUGCGAAGACCGGCCCAGGUUCAUAUAGUUUGUCGCUCGGGUUAAUCAUGUUGGCAAUGGGUCUUACUUUGGAGCUCAAAGAUUUGGUUGGUUUGUUCAUGCAAAGGCCUCUCUCUAUACUAUUUGGAUGUGCUGCUCAGUAUACCAUCAUGCCAGCUUUUGGAGCCAUUGUCAGCAAAUCCUUGGCACUUUCACCUUCUCUUUCAGUUGGACUGAUAUUGCUUGGAUGUUGCCCUGGAGGUACUGCCUCUAAUGUGGUGACCUUAAUUGCUCGAGGGGAUGUUCCGUUGUCUAUUGUAAUGACAGUAUGCACUACUCUUGGCGCAGUACUUCUCACUCCCCUGUUGAUGAAGAUUCUUGCAGGGACUUAUGUUCCUGUAGAUGCUCUUAAACUUUCUAUCAGCACCCUGCAGGUGGUUGUUGCUCCGAUUCUGUUGGGUUCUUAUUUGCAGACCAUGUUUCCUGCAGCAGUGAAAGAAGUGACGCCUUAUGCACCACUGUUUUCCGUUUUGGCAGCAUCACUGCUUGCAUGCAGCAUCUUCUCAGAAAAUGUUGUUCGUCUUAAAUCCUCAAUUGUUGGUGCUUCAUCGCCUCCUGGUUCCUCUCCAGUUCCUUUCAUUCAAUCAAUAUUGUCCGGAGAUCUGGGAGUUGUAUUACUUUCCGUUUUGCUGCUACAUUUUGCUGGUUUCUUCGUGGGUUAUCUAUCAGCAGCUAUAUGUGGAUUUAGUGAACCAGAACGCCGAUCAAUAUCAAUAGAGGUUGGCAUGCAAAACUCUUCCUUGGGUGUGGUUUUAGCAACAUCCCAUUUCAUUUCUCCAAUGGUUGCAUUGCCCUCUGCAAUGUCUGCUGUGGUUAUGAAUAUAAUGGGUAGCAGUUUGGGAUUCAUUUGGAGACAUAUUGAUCCCUCCGAUUCUGACAACAGGGCUAAGCUUGAUCAGAAGUGAAGAUUGAGUGCUGGUAUAAUGUUGGUUACAUGUUUGGUUUGCUCUCUUUCUUCACUGAAAUGCAUUAGAAUUAUUUGCUUGAAUUAUUUACUUCUCUUCUGCUUCUUGGUCUUCGGCUAAUGGAUAUUGAACUGGGUUCUGAACCUCACUUGACCUGUUGAACUCUCAGCUUGAUCAUGAGACCUAGGGUGUUCAUGGGUUGAGCCAAUACAUUAAAUCUGACCAACCGAACCCAAUCCGAAUUUUGAACCAGCAAAAUUGGUUUAAAUUAUAAUAUUGGAUUGAUUUGGAUAUUUAAUUCAAUUUCUUUAACUUUUUA